CCUUGGCCCUCGCUCUGGUCCCCGACCACCACCUCCCCUGCUUCACCUCUCCGGCUCUCCUCCUCGUACAACGCAAAGAUCUCUUGCCAGCGGCGGGGCCAUGGGCCGGCGCAGAUUCCGGCUCUCCGACAUGAUGCCCAACUCCUGGUUCUACAAGCUCCGCGACAUGCGCCGCGCGCAGGGCCGCCCUGGCGGCGUCGGCGGCUCCGGUGUUGCGAGCGCAAUACAGCAUUCGUCGUCAUCGUCAUCGCCGCGGGGGACAAGGCCCGCCACGAAGACUGCCUCCCCGUGUCGUGGGUCUGUGGCGCUCCCGCACAGGGCGUCGUAUUACUACACCACCCAGGACCGGGAGCUCCCGCCGUCGCCGCCGCCGCAGCCGAGGACUGCCACGGAGGAGGACCGUCAGCUGUUCCCCCUGCCGCAGUCUCCGCCGAGUUGCUCCUCCAGGAGGCAGCACAGGGUUGGGCCCGUCAGGGUGGGGAUGGGGCGAGAGCUGGCGCCCGUGGCCGAGGCGCCGGACGCUCCCCAGCGCCGGCGUGACAUGUACGUCGGGCGUGAUGGCGUCGAGGACGUCGGGCAGGUCCGGAUGCCGGCGGUGACCGCGUCAUCGGAGGACAGCCUCAGGGGCAUGGUGAUCGCGUCGGACACGGACACGGACAUCGUCAUAGACCUCCGGGCAGAGGACACGGCUGAGAGGGUGCUUCGGCCGAUCGUGACCAGGCCGGCGAGGAACAAGGUCGUCCGGUACGCGCAGAAGGAGAGGCACGUCGACGUCGCCGACGCGACGCUGAGAGCCAACUUUGCCUCUGAACAGGGCAGCAAGGGCAACCCAAAGCGCUCGGCCGUGUCCACGGGGCGCCGCCUCAAGACGCGCGCCAACAGCCCGCGGCUGGUGUCCAGGUGCAGGAAGGGCAAGCCGACGACCCCAGCGGCGGCGUCACCACGGAAGACGACGCCAGCACCGCCUCCGCCGCUCUCUGAGAGCUUUGCGGUUGUGAAAGCGUCGGCCGACCCGAGGAGGGAUUUCCGCGAGUCCAUGGAGGAGAUGAUCUCCGAGAAAGGCAUCCGCGACGCCGCCGACCUGGAGGACCUCCUCGCGUGCUACCUCGCCCUCAACGCCGCCGAGCACCACGACCUCAUCGUCGAGGUGUUCGAGCAGAUUUGGACGAGCCUUGCCAGCGUCAGGCCGUGAUCAACGCCAUGAGGUCACCAUCAUCACUCAGUAACAUCCAUUGCCAGCCGCAGAUUAACUAGCGUAGUUCUUGACUUGCUGUCAAUGGCAGCAAUAAGAAAUCUCCAUAACAAAAACAAAGAAGAAGAAGAAAAACCUUGCUCGAUCUGCUAAAGGUUUGGUUCUUCCCGUGUUCGUGCUCGUGCUCGUUGAUUCUUGCCCCUGAGGUGCUUGAUCGCCUGGUGCAUGAGCUGCUUUCAUGAGCGUUACUCGUGUGAACAGUUGUCAGUAGACAGGACACUUGUAGGCUGUACUACAUCAUCAGUUAUUACACUUACUAUUCUGCACGAUCUCUGCUGUCUCAAAUUAAAUCCAGGUGAAUCAGCCGAAUCAUGGUGU
Messenger RNA from Phragmites australis (common reed), 1570 nucleotides. RefSeq names its product transcription repressor OFP1-like. Gene Ontology annotation, molecular function: DNA binding. The transcript has a single exon. Gene Ontology annotation, biological process: negative regulation of DNA-templated transcription. The record is from RefSeq and is a predicted model, not a curated record. The coding region runs from base 101 to 1192 and encodes 363 amino acids. NCBI's taxonomy places the organism in Eukaryota, Viridiplantae, Streptophyta, Magnoliopsida, Poales, Poaceae.